This is a messenger RNA of Cherax quadricarinatus, 4961 nucleotides long. RefSeq names its product kelch-like protein 20. Gene Ontology annotation, molecular function: protein binding. NCBI's taxonomy places the organism in Eukaryota, Metazoa, Arthropoda, Malacostraca, Decapoda, Parastacidae. The record is from RefSeq and is a predicted model, not a curated record.
UUUAAAUGGGUGUUUGUUUACGUCGGCAGCGUCACUGUGGUUGUUCACUUUACUGAGGCAGCAACUGCAAUAUAUUCACCCGUUUUUUUUAAAUUGGUUGAGCUCUAGUUGCUGGGCUUUUUCAGCAUGGGGACCCGGGUGGGAGGUGGUCUUCACUUCUCAGACAAGUCCUUAGUCGGUGUUUCAAGACUCCUGGAAGACCUCCAGCACUUACAGGAAGACAAAGACUCGGCAGAUAUCAUUUUUGUUGUGGGUCGGGAAGAGACUCACAUAGCGGCUCACAAACUCAUUCUUAAAGCAAGGUGCAAGAGCUUUGUGGAAGCACCAGGAGGCGAGGUGUGUGUGAUUCCCGGCAGCACAGUGACGCCAGGCAAGCCUCACACCACCAUUCGUCUACCACAGUACCAACCCAAUAUAUUCAGACAGGUUAUCAAUUAUAUUUAUACUGGCAAGGUAGUGAUGAGCGACAGCGGAGUGUUCGAGGUGUAUGGAGUGGGUCAUGACCUGGGUCUGGAGGAACUGUGUCAGCACUGUGAGGACCACAUAGCCACUACCAUGACCCCACAUAAUGCAUGCACUUUCCUCAUGGCCGCACUCAAGAUGGAACAGCGUACCGGAGGUAGUAAAGGAAGUCGCUCCUUUGUUGACCGAUGUGUGGCACACAUCGGUGAAAAUGCACUGGAAUGCAUGCAGACUUCUUCCUUCCUUAACCUCUCCCGCGAGGCACUCAUCAGACUCAUCUCCUCCGAUAAUCUGGCACUGGAGGAGGAGGAUGUGUGGAGAGGUGUGUUGAACUGGGCCAAGUAUGGAGCCGGGGUAGCACAGCCGACCCCACACUGGACAGAGGAAGAGAGACUGAGAGUGUGUCAGAAGUUGCAGGGUGUUAUUAAUCACGUCCGACUUCUGCUCAUUGACAGCCAGGUGUUUGCUGAGGAAGUGGAACCAACAGGUGCGGUACCCAUGGAGUUGUCCUUGGAGCGGUACAGAUAUGCUGCACUUCCCAAUAAGUUUAAAGAUAACUCCACCAAUGAAGACAAGCGUCUACAGCCUCGCGUCUCUCUCAAACUGUUUGCUGGGUCACAGAUACUAAUUAAUGACAAAAUGUCGUUACAGCGGGUGCUGAACAAUUGGUACGGAGUCAACAAACAGAUGUGGCGCCUUGUUUAUCGUGCUUCCACUCAUGGUUAUUCUGCUGAUGCAUUCCACCGCCAUUGUGAUGGUGUAGCUCCUACCUACACCAUUGUUAUGGGUCAGCACGGGGAAAUCUGUGGAGGGUUCAGCGAUGUGCCCUGGGGCAAGACUACCAUGAAGGGCAGAUACGUGGCAUCGGAUAAAGCCUUCCUCUACACCCUGGUCAAUAAUCAAGACAUUCCACCGGCCAAGUUUCCCGUUGUCAAAAAGAUGUUUGCGAUUUGUUACCAUCCCGACUGCGGUCCAAUAUUUGGCGCCGGUGCCGACCUGUUCAUCGCUGGCAACUGUAACCAAAACCUGGAGAGCUACUCUAACCUUCCUCAUUCAUAUGAUGGUGAAAAUGCUUCUUGUAACACUUUAAUGAGCGAUUAUAAUUUUACUGUGCUGGAUUAUGAGGUUUUUACCCCUUAUGGCAAGUGAGGUAGAGGAUCUAAUUCCACUUAUGAUGUUUUUGUUGAUGUUUAUUCCUUAUGGAAAGUGAGAAUGAGGAUCCAAUCCCAUUUGUGAUGAUUAUUCCUUACAGCAAGUGAGGUAGAGGAUCCAAUCCUAUUUGUGAUGUUUUUCUUAGUAUUCAUCCCAUAUGGUAAAUGAGGUAGAGGAUCCAAUUCUAUUUGUAAUGUUUUUCUAGAUUCACACCUUAUGGAAAGUGAAAAAGAGUAUCUAAUACCAUUGUGAUGGUUUUCUUGGUAUUCAAUGCUUGUGACAUGUGAAAAAGAGGAUCCAAUUCCAUUUGUGAUAUUUUACUUGGUAUUCAGUGCUUGUGAUAAGUGAAACAGAGGAUCCAGUUCCAUUUGUGAUGUUUUUUUGUGUGCAUUCCAUCGUUUUAUUAUGGUGGCAUAAGGACAUACAGUCAGCGAUGUUGUGAACCUGUAAUCAGUGGGAGUUCUUGGGAAUGUGAUUGAAAAAUACAGAUAGAAAUUGAAUAUGACACAAAAAGGCUUUCAUAGUAUGUAUGUGCCAUUUAAUAUUGAAUAUACAGUGGUCCCUCGUUUUUCGUAAUUAAUCCGUUCCUGGAAGUGUGACUAUUAUCGAAAUUUACGAUUUUCGAAUCAAUUUUCCCCAUGAGAAAUAAUGUAAAUACAAUUAAUCCGUUCCUGACACCCAGAAGUAUUAAACAAAAAAAUUUUUUACAUGAAAUAUAGAUGUAGUACAUAAACAAUACAAUGGCACAUGAUGAAUGAUACAGUAACAGCAUAACACUUACCUUUAUUGGCAAUUCUUCUUAGUGUAUGGAAGACUGGAGGAGGAGAGACAUUGGAUUAUUUACUGUUUGGAAGGGGAAUCCCCUUCCAUCAACACCUCAGGUACCAAGUGCUUUUCUGGGGUUACUUCUCUGUUUCUUAAUGCCACUAGGACCAGCUUGAGUCACUGGAGUCCUGUCUUGCAAAAAAAACUGUCCAGAGAGCUCUGUUUCUGGCAUCUCUUUAACACUUCCCUAAAAUGGGCCAAGACUUUGUCACUGUACAUGUUGCCAACCUGGCUUGCAACAGCCUUGUCAGGGUGAUGUUUCUCCAGAAAUCUUUCCAUCUUACCCCACAUUUCAAAAAUCUCCUUAAUUUCUGAAGAAGGCACCUUCUUUCAUCUCUCUUCCUCCUCCCCUGCAGCAAGAUUCUGAGCUGCAAUCUGUUCCUGUUCCUGCUGAAGCUCUUGCAGCUCCUCAGUGGUGAGCUCUUCAUUGUGGUCUUCCACAUCCUCCAAACUUGCAUCCAACCCCAUGGAACUCCCCAAUGCCACAAUAGAUUUCACAACUGACAUAGGCUCAUCAGGGUCAGCCACAAACCCUUCAAAAUCCCUCUUGUGGACACAAUCUGGCCACAAUUUUCUCCAAGCAGAGUUCCAAGUCCUGGUAGUCACUUCCUCCCAAGCCAUACCUAUAAGGCUUAUGCAAUGGAGGAUACUGAAGUGUUCUUUCCAAAACUCUCUUAGGGUCAAGUGAGUGUCUGAGGCCACAUUAAAGCACCUUUGAAACAUUGUUUUGGUGUAUAGUUUUUUAAAGUUUGAAAUGACCUGCUGGUCCAUGGGCUGGAGGAGAGGAGUGGUAUUCGGGGACAAGAACUUUACUGUGAUAACCCAAACUCCUGCAGAAUCAGGUCAUCCAAGUUUGGAGGAUGAGCAGGUGCAUUGUCCAUUACUAGGAGGCACUUGAGAUCCAAUUUCUUUUCCAGAAGGUAAUUCUUCACACUAAGGCCAAACACUUCAUUGAACCACUCGACGAAAAUUUCCCUUGUGACCCAUGCCUUACUAUUAGAUUUCCAAAACACACACAAUUUACUCUUCAUAACAUUGUUUUUCCUGAACACUCUGGGAUUUUCAGAAUGGUGCACUAGUAACGGCUUCACUCAGAAAUCCCCACUAGCAUUAGCACAGAACAUGAGCAUCAGCCUGUCUUUCAUAGGCUCGUGUCCUGGUAGUCCCUUUUCCUCCUGAGUAAUGUAGGUCCUCUUUGGCAUUUUCUUCCAAAAGAGGCCUGUUUCGUCACAAUUGAACACUUGCUCAGGUUUCAGUCCUUCAGCCUCUAUGUACUCCUUGAAUUCACUUACGAAUUUUGUAGCUGCAAUUUUGUCUGAACUGGCAGCCUCACCAUGCCUUAUCCCACUGUGUAUGCCACUACGUUUCUCAAAUCUCUCAAACCAACCUUUGCUGGCCUUAAAUUCACAAAUAUCAGUACUUGUUGCAGGCAAUUUCCUUACCAGAUCGUCGUGCAACUGCCUAGCCUUUUCACAAAUAAUCAACGUCAUAAGACUAUCUCCUGCUAAUUGUUUCUCGUUUAUCCACACCAAUAAUAACUUCUCAACAUCUCCGAGUACUGGUGAUCUCAUUUUUGUCAGCAUAUUUACCCCCUUUGCAACAACAGCUUCCUUGAUUUCCUUUUUCUUGGCCACGAUGGAAGCUAUGGUUGUAUGGGGUUUGUUAUACAUCCUGGCCAGUUCGGCCACAUGUACGCCACUUUCAUAUUGUUCAAUGAUGUUUUUCUAGGAGUGAAUGGAGACGAAUGGUUUUUAAUACUUGACGUGCUGUUGGAGUGUGAGCAAAGUAACAUUUAUGAAGGGGUUCAGGGAAACCGGCAGGCCGGACUUGAGUCCUGGAGAUGGGAAGUACAGUGCCUGCACUCUGAAGGAGGGGUGUUAAUGUUGCAGUUUAAAAACUGUAGUGUAAAGCACCCUUCUGGCAAGACAGUGAUGGAGUGAAUGAUGGUGAAAGUUUUUCUUUUUCGGGCCACCCUGCCUUGGUGGGAAUCGGCCAGUGUGAUAAUAAAAAAUAAAAAAAAAAAUAAAUGUUUUUCUUAAAUUCAGUCAUAUUUCUCACCUUCUUUACCAAAGGCUUGGCACUAGGAGCUUUCUUUGGAGCCAUGGUAGCUUAUUUAGUAGUUUUUUUUAUUUUUUUUUAUUAGUACACUGGCCGAUUCCCACCAAGGCAGGGUGGCCCAAAAAAGAAAAACUUUCACCAUCAUUCACUCCAUCACUGUCUUGCCAGAAGGGUGCUUUACACUACAGUUUUUAAACUGCAACAUUAACACCCCUCCUUCAGAGUGCAGGCACUGUACUUCCCAUCUCCAGGACUCAAGUCCGGCCUGCCGGUUUCCCUGAACCCCUUCAUAAAUGUUACUUUGCUCACACUCCAACAGCACGUCAAGUAUUAAAAACCAUUCGUCUCCAUUCACUCCUAGAAAAACAUCAUUGAACAAUAUGAAAGUGGCGUACAUGUGGCCGAACUGGCCAGGAUGUAUAACAAACCCCAUACAACCAUAGCUUCCAUCGUGGCCAAGAAAA